UUUCUCUUUGUUAGUUUUUUCUGGUUAUUAAGUCAUUCUUUUUUCAUAACGUAAGGGGUGAGAGGAGGUGUCAAAAAUGAGACAAGGUUUCUGACGGUGACGACCUCCCCAUGAGGACACGCCUCUCGCAAAGGAUCUCCUUCAUCCCUCUCCAGAAGAGGAGAAGAGGAAACACAAGAAGCAGCACCUGGUGCAGAGCCCCAAUUCCUAUUUCAUGGAUGUGAAAAGCCCAGGAUGCUAUAAAAUCACCACCGUCUUUAGCCAUGCACAGACAGUAGUUUUGUGUGUUGGCUGCUCUACUGUCCUCUGCCAGCCUACAGGAGGAAAAGCAAGGCUUACCAAAGGGUGCUCCUUCAGGCGGAAGCAGCACUAAAAGCCCCUGGAAUCAAGAUGAAUGGGAAACCAUCCCAAUAAACAGAUUUUGG
This is a messenger RNA of Balaenoptera musculus (blue whale), 425 nucleotides long. Its product is annotated as 40S ribosomal protein S27-like. NCBI's taxonomy places the organism in Eukaryota, Metazoa, Chordata, Mammalia, Artiodactyla, Balaenopteridae. The transcript has a single exon. Gene Ontology annotation, cellular component: ribosome; cytosolic small ribosomal subunit. The coding region runs from base 215 to 373 and encodes 52 amino acids. Gene Ontology annotation, molecular function: structural constituent of ribosome; RNA binding. Gene Ontology annotation, biological process: ribosomal small subunit assembly; translation. The record is from RefSeq and is a predicted model, not a curated record.